This is a messenger RNA of Thelazia callipaeda (thelaziosis nematode), 969 nucleotides long. The record is from the annotation of a GenBank genome assembly. NCBI's taxonomy places the organism in Eukaryota, Metazoa, Nematoda, Chromadorea, Rhabditida, Thelaziidae.
ACUUAUAUAGUUUCAAGUGGACUACCUCAUUCUAUAUCCCGUACAUCACAUCUUACGGCCCCUAUUAUGCUGCUUAGUGGUCAUGAUGGUGAAAUCUAUACGGCCAAGUUCAGCUCAGAUGGAAGUUGUUUAGCGUCAGCUGGUUUUGACAUGAUAGUAUUUUUGUGGAACGUUUAUGGCGAGUGUGAAAAUUUUUCUACUUUAAGAGGACAUAUGGGAGCAAUAAUGGAUCUUCAUUUUAGCACUGAUUCUAGCUAUAUUUUCACUGCAUCAACUGAUAAAACAGUUCGUGUUUGGGAUAUGGAUACUGGAUUAUGUAUUCGAAAGAUAAAGGCACACAAGGAUAUCGUCAAUAGUUGUCAUCCUGCUCGUCGUGGGCCCCAACUUAUUGCUAGUGGCUCUGACGACUGCACUGUACUCAUUCAUGACAUCAGAAAACGAGACCCCGUUACCGUCUUGAAAAGUCCUUAUCAAAUUACAGCGGUAACCUUCAAUGACACAGCAGAACAAGUCAUUGGUGGGGGUAUUGAUAAUGACAUUAAGGUCUGGGAUCUAAGACGGAACGAUCUGGCUUAUGUAAUGCGUGGUCACACUGAUACAGUAACGGGGUUGUCAUUAAGUCCACAAGGGACGCAUGUUCUUUCGAAUGCAAUGGAUUGCAGUGCGAAAAUCUGGGAUAUAAGACCGUUUGCACCGGAACAGCGAUGUCUAAAAUCAUUUGCUGGACAUCAGCAUAAUUUUGAAAAGAAUUUAUUGAAAUGUGCUUGGUCGCCAGAUAGUGCGCGUAUUACUUGUGGUUCUAGUGAUCGUUACGUCUAUGUUUGGGAAGUAUUGUCGAGAAGAGUACUGUACAAAUUGCCUGGUCAUCAGGGAUCAGUUAAUGCUACUGAUUUUCAUCCGAAAGAACCAAUAGUGUUAUCAGCUGGAAGCGAUAAGAAAAUUUAUCUUGGGGAAAUUGAAGCUAAUUGA